Eurytemora carolleeae is the source of this 2535-nucleotide messenger RNA. RefSeq names its product cell division control protein 45 homolog (gene Cdc45). Gene Ontology annotation, molecular function: chromatin binding; single-stranded DNA binding; DNA replication origin binding. Lineage: Eukaryota; Metazoa; Arthropoda; Copepoda; Calanoida; Temoridae. The transcript has 21 exons. The record is from RefSeq and is a predicted model, not a curated record. Gene Ontology annotation, cellular component: DNA replication preinitiation complex. Gene Ontology annotation, biological process: DNA replication initiation; mitotic DNA replication preinitiation complex assembly; double-strand break repair via break-induced replication. Bases 37 to 1701 code for a protein of 554 amino acids.
CAAAAAUUAAUUUUGUUUCAGAAUGAAAAAUUAAAAAUGUUUGUUGAGGAUUUAAAGAAGGAAUUUUACGACGUGAUUCUUCAUGAACGAGUUCUUAUAUUAGUUAACAAUGACACAGAUGCUGUCUGUUCUGCUAAAAUCCUUCUCUCCAUGUUCAAAUGUGACAACGUUUCCUACACUCUCAUACCUGUCACAGGAAAGAAAGAUAUGUAUACUGAGUACAAUAAUCAUUCACAGGGAUACAAGUUUGUGCUGCUAAUUAACUGCGGAGUUACUCUUGAUCUUUACGAGUUCCUGGAACCCAGAGAUGACGUUAUUAUAUUCGUCGCAGAUUAUCAUAGGCCUGUAGAAGUAACCAAUAUCUAUAACGAUGGACAAAUACGUCUGCUACAUCCACCAGAUCCUGAAGACCAGCUCCCAGACUACCAUGAUAUAUUCAGGGAUAGUGAAAGCGAAGAAAGUGAUUCUGAGGACGAAUUCGGUGAGAAGCGGAGAAAAUUCGACGAAUCAGCAUUAGUCAAGAAACGGGAAAGACGAGAAUGGGAGGAGAAAAGACAAAGAAUCCUCUUCACGUACACGCAGUACUCCUUCUACGGCAGCAGUACGGCACUCCUCUGCUUCAAACUCGCGUACAUGCUCAAAAGAGACACAAACGAUCUGCUAUGGUGGAGUAUAGUCGGGAACACGGAGAUGUAUUUAUCUUGUAAAAUAGAAGACGACAGGUACCUGCUAGAUGCUAGUCAACAGCAAAAUCAUGUUGGAAGGUUAAACAGUACACCAGCUGAUCAACUACCGAAGGAGAGUUUGAAGAUAAACGCUGAACGAGGACUAAAUCUGGUCUUACUAAGACAUUGGACCUUACUAGACUCAAUAAAGCAUUCUUCCUACACAGCGAUGAAGUUUAAACUAUUUUCUGUCAAGGGAGAAAGAAAACUGAAUGAUUUCCUAGCAGAUCUUGGAAUACCCCUAGUAGAGAGUAAACAGAAAUAUACCUACAUGGAUCCACAGAUCAGAGACGAAAUACCCAAGGUCUUCGAGGCAAAGAUGGACAAAUAUGAAAUACAAGAGAUAUUUUUCAACACCUUCCUUUGCCAGUUUGGAUAUCAGCAUAAAUAUUAUGCUGCUGACGUUGUUAGAGCAGUAACUGCAACUCUGGAACACGGGGACUCAACCUUUGACUGUAAACAGGCGGUCUAUGAUGCUUUGGACCUGUUAUCCCGGAGUAAUGGGAAGAAGCUGGAUGCAGGUAUAGAGAAGGCUAAAGAUCAGGCCCAGGCAGUAUUUAAGAUGGCACAGAAUAUUCUAGAACCUAAACAGAUAGUUUCACUGGGACCUUUUCUCUACUGUAUCAUUCAGGAAGGAAUUCCCAGCAUAUCUUAUCUUACCAAACACAAUGUUGUCAAAACAUUGGCUCAUUUUAUUCUACAGGGACAUAUCAGUAACUCUCGGAGUAAGAAAGCAGCUGACCUUCCUCUAGUUCUUAUUGCACCUCUAGACCAGGCAGCUGGACUCAGUGUAGUGGUUGGGAUACCUCCUUACAACGAUAAAACUAGGAGAAACUUUUUCGGGAAGGCUUUCUCUCAGACUGUUCGAAACACGCAGUGUAGAUAUCUUAUCGAUUACUGGGACUCAUCUCUUAUACAGAUAAAGACGGAAGAUAAGGCGAAGUUUAUCGACGGACUUAUCAGUCUCCUGUCCUAAAGGAACCCGCCGAAUGCCGAUUCUUUUGUAAAUGAUCGCCGCUACUGACAGAGCAGAUUUAUUAUUUCAUAGAAAAGAUCAGAAACUCGUUAAUAUAUUAGAGCAAAGUAAUUCUUGCCCCUUGAAUUACAUUCUGUUCGACCCUGUUGACUGGUUCAGAGCAAAUCUCUGCAGUCUAUAGAGCGCCUGUUGUAUGGUUUAAAUUUUCGCUAAUCGUCUCUGCUCUAGAGCAACCCCCAUCUUUUUUCAAACAUUUCUUCUUUACACAUUGUUUUUUUUUCAAGAAAUUGUACCAUUUAAUUCUUAAACCAAACCUUUGAUAAAGUGAAAACUGUCCAAGAAUAAUAUAACAACCCAAGCCCGUUGAUAUAUUCAUUAUUCAAAACCAAUAUUUCAUAUUUUCGACUUACAUUUAUUUAAUUUUGUAAAUUUUUUUGUAAUCUCGCAUAUCACAGUGUCCCGAAAGGAUUAUAAACAAAGGUUUUAACCUUGAGAUCAAGAAAACAGUGUAAUUCACAUCUUUUUUUUAAUUUGAAAUAUCGCCAAGGAUUUUAUAAUUUCCAACUUAACUAUUUAUAAAUAAGUGCCCUACAUGGUCAUAUUUUAGAAGCGAUUUACUUGCAACGAUUGCAAAUAUUUGUGUAAAGUUUGAAAGAGACGAUUGCAAAUUCCAAAAUUCCGAGCAAGGUUUUUUAUAAGUUAGAGUAAAAACAAAUACGACAUUUAUUGCACAUUUUUAUAAUUCUCACUGUAUGUAUGUAUGUACUAUAUUGUAUGUGGUGUGAUGAAAACUUAUGACCUGAAGCUCCUGCAAUUUACAAAUGAUAUUUCAGA